AUGAAUAGCAAAAACACACCACAUUGCACUCCAAAUACAUCUUUUGGACUGCCCUCAUCAUUAACGACACUUUUAGACUCAUCCCAUACUACCGAAGCGUCGACUUUGGAAGCUACAAAAUGUAGGCUCAAGAUCGAACUAGAUAUAAUAUCAGGCAAGACUUUUAAAGUGUUUGUGAUUAAUUUCGACUUGGCGCUUUUAAUCAACGUUGGACGUUUGCCAUAUAAAGCAAUGGUAAAAGAUAUUCAGCAUAAACUGGGUGAAAACGUCGUAGACACUGCAACAGUCGACAGUUUACUAAAUGACCUAAUAAAAGUCGCUAGCACGCUAGCAAAUUUGCAAAAUAUUGCUCAAUGUGAAGAAUACUCGUUUGACAUUGAUGAAAUCGGUACCACGCUCUGGAAUGCGUCAAUAUACUACAAGGCAACAAGUCGCUCACGGAACAACAAAAUAGUGGCUCUGCUCCGUCAUGCGGGUUUGAUGCUUAUUCAAACUGGAGCAAUAACUCGUACAGAAAAAACAGUCGGAAUCAAGUUGAUCGCUCUCGCAACAAAAGUAGGCAAAGCUUAUAUCGACUGCGGAAUGACCGAAAAAGCAGAUGAAGUUUAUCGAUCGAUGAAUGAGUAUGAAGCAAAUGUUCUGGCAUCACAAGACGAAAGCGAUGAUUCAAGAAAGUUCAAAGCGACAACUUUGACAACGUUCUACGCAUCUCGCGCAGAAGUGGCCUGGAAGCUCGCAAACACACACAUUGCAAACCUUAUGAUACAACACGCAACUGCUGAUAAGUAUCUCAUCUACUGCUCAAUGCGUGAGGUCAAUUAUGUAUGUCAUGUGUGUCUAACAGUUGGCUAUCAGUUGUCGAAAGAAAACAAAAUAUCGGAGGCCAUUACCUGGCUAAAAAAGUGCUAUGACGUUGCGGGGUCUAUGAAAGGAAAACAGUGUCAUGAAAGAACGCUGAUGUUGUAUAAUAAAUUUUUGGAAGCUAAAAUUAACAUAUGCGUAUCAUUAAUUAUAGCAUCUUGUUAUUUGAAAAAGUCUACUCAAGACGUAUCCGCACUCCAACUUGCAGAAAAUGCCAUCGUUACAUGUUUAGAAAGAGAUCCAGGGAAUUUAUUAGCAAUGUCGCUGAAAAUUAAAACAAUGAAGCAAAGUGGUGCCGAUUUUUCAAGCAUCGAGCAGGCUUACAAAGACUUGAUGAGCCCUCAGCAAAUAACAAAGGAUGAACUCAAAAUACUGCUAAAUACAGCACAUUUUAUUGCUGAGCUAAACCCGCGAAUUUCUCUGGACGGUCUUGACAUACUCCUUGAAAAAACACUGGCGAAUUUCGGAAAUUUGGAGCUUAUUGAAAAUGCGAUUGUUGCCAAAUUUCACAUAAUGGGAUAUAUUGACAAAAAGAACGACAUAGAAAAUAUUAUGAAAAGUGUUGAAGUUACAAUUGGAUAUGAACGGCGGCACGGGAUUACAAUUUCCAGGAAAACAAUUAUUGCUUGUCAAAUGAUACUAUGGCAAAAUGGAGACAAGAACUACGUGGAAAAAAAUUAUGAACUUGCCAAAAGCUGGUAUACUCUGGCAUAUGAAUUUGUCGCAUCCAAUGAAGUGGAUAACAGAAAUGCAUCUAUAUUGCAACGAAAGAUUUCUCUUUGCGAUUUAGGAAGGCAUGCGGUUUCCGAUGCAAUUAACGCGAUCACUCUUGCCCAGAAGCACGAGGCAAACUCUGCCGCCAACUAUUAUAUAAUGUUUCACAUCGCCCUAGAGAUGAAUGAUGUGGACAAUGCCAUUAAACACCUUCAUCAAAUGUGUAAUUCAGACAACUUUCAUGCAAAUAUGCUAACAAUAGCUGCAAAUGAAGCAUACAAGCGAAAUAACAAAGAGAUAUUAAUCGAAGUCUUGAGGGAAAUCCUACUUAAACGUCGAGAGAACCAAGACGCAAUAAACGUUGAUAUUAUGGUGCUCUUGCGAUGCCUGAUACGGCUGACGUAUAAAGCAAUUGAACCUGCAGGAGAGGAUGAGCAGCAAACCUUGAGACAAUAUUUGCUAGGAUAUUUUGAAAUUGCCAUUACAAUUAUUGGAUCGGAUACGUCUUCGACAUCUUCAACUGACAUUGCGUUAACGAAACAAGAUUUGAACGAACUUGAAUGGUACUAUAAAACAACCUGGAAUAUUGCUCUUGAAUUUUGCCAGAAUCCAGCUAGUGUGUCAAUAGCGAUUCGAUUGUUUGGAAUUGCGUACAAGUUUCUGGAACUUUAUAAGGAGGAAACGGUUGAGAUUUUGGCUUGGAAAAGACUCUGUUUAUUUACGUGUAUCGCUGGAAAGAUUUUCCAAUCACGUGAUGAUAUAAUACCGGAGGAAAAGGAAGAUAUCCUUGAAAAGUGUCUCGCGGAUAUCAUAGUAUAUCAGAAAAUACGCAAUGUUCUUCAAUCGCGUAAACAAUUGAAUAGCGAAACGAUCGUUGAACCUCAACAAGCAGAGUCCGAUGUAAUGCUUGUAUUCUUAUUCGAGUUUGAAGCAAAAUUUCAAUUAAAGCGAUGGAAUGAAAUUCGAGAUAUGCUUGAUGACGCAGGAAAAUAUGAGCUUAACAUGCCUUUUAAAGUAUACGAACGAAUGAUGGAACUGCUCAUUAUUGACAAAGAGUGUCCUAGUGAAAUUUUAUCGGUGACUCUACAAGCCCUUCUAAACUCUUUAUCAAGUCAACCGCAUUCAGAAUAUACUCGCUUUUCGCGAUGGUUUCGUAUGCUGUUAAUUUCUGCACUUUAUCAAGACAAACAUGUUGCGCAUCAAUAUUUCGUGCAAGCUACGGACAUUCUAAAGAAUUGCCCUCAUCAAUCAUAUCCGGAGGAAGAGAUUCAGUGGAUGAUGGUGACAGCAUGGAAUCAGGGUAUUGACUAUUACUCAGUAAGAAAUUUUGAAGAAGCCAGGAAAUGGUGUGAAACUGCAAUAAUGUUUUGCAGGUCUAUGGAGAAUGGAAAUUUCUAUGAACAAGAGGGAGCUAAUUAUCAUGAUGAUGGAGUCUUUGGUUAUCGCAUUCCAAGGAAAUUUGCCAUGCCCGAUUAUACCUCCCAACAAUUGAUUAAUCGAGUUGAAAACGCAAAUCUUGUGAGAUAUGUCCUGGCUUAUCGCACGCGUGGUCAUAGAAGCGCCUUUCUUGAUCCUUUGGGAAUAAUGGAUAGAGCGGAAAUUACUGCUAUUGAUGCAACUCGAUACGGCCUCUCGGACCCCUAUAAAAUUUACAACUUGGAUGGUAUAGUUCAUGUAAAUGAAUCCGAAUCGUCCUUCGAAUCAAAGCGGGAGGCGACUCUCGAGGAGGUUACAACUCACCUUAACAACGUAUAUUGUAGCAGAGUGGCAUAUGAAUUUAUGCACGUUCCAGACGCAAGUGAAAGAAGAUGGUUCGCACAUAUGGUUGAAUCACAGGCCACAAAACUAUUGACAACUGAACAGAAGAAGAGAAUAUUUGAACUUCUUACCCGCUCCGAGGUAUUCGAUCAAUUCAUGGCGAAAAAGUUUCCUCAGAUCAAAAGAUAUGGAUUGGAAGGUGCUGAAUCAAUGAUGGUUGCUCUUGAUAAACUAUUUGAAGUUUCAAACAAGGCUGGCAUAAUAAACGCUGUAUUGUGCAUGCCACACCGUGGCCGUUUAAAUCUGCUAACGGAUUUACUCAAGUUUUCGACUUUUAAGCUAUUUCACAAGGUGAGAGGCAACGCUGAAUUUCCCGAAGACUUUCCUGCCACCGGAGAUGUGUUGUCACACCUGGCCUCAUCGCCAACACUGAUCUAUGGAGCAGCAAAACCAUUGGACGUAACCAUGCUUCAUAAUCCAUCACAUCUUGAAGCGGUUAAUCCAGUUGCCAUGGGUAAAGCGCGUGCCAAGCAACUAGAUCUUAUGAAAUCAGAGAGUAAUUGUGAGCUUGGUGAUCGUGUCAUCUGCAUUCAACUUCAUGGAGAUGCUGCAUUUACGGGGCAAGGCAUCGUUAUGGAAAGUUUUGGCUUGUCCAAUCUGCCACAUUUCUCUUCCGGCGGAUCAAUUCAUAUAGUAGUAAAUAAUCAGCUCGGCUAUACAACGCCUGCUCAGAACGCUAGAAGCAGUUUUUAUUGUUCAGACAUUGGCAAAAUUAUAAAUGCGCCCAUCAUACAUGUUAACGGUGAUUUCCCUGAAGAUGUUACUCAUGCUAUGGAAGUUGCAUUUGAGUAUCGGAAUAAAUUUAGAAAGGAUAUUAUCAUAGACCUGAUUGCGUAUCGCAGGUGGGGUCAUAAUGAACUUGACGAACCAGCAUACACACAGCCGUUGAUGUACAAAAUCAUACGUUCCCGAAAAAGUGUUCCAAAGCUCUAUGAGGAAAAACUAUUGACUAGUGAUAUUUUAAAAUCAGAAGAAAUAGCAGAAUUUCGCGAGAACUACUUCACUUACUUGGAAACUCAACUCAGAGCAGCAGAGAAUCAUAACCCAGAUGCUGACACAUUAAAGAAGAAAUGGUCCUCGAUGGUUAUACCCAGUGACUACACAUCAGCAAUAGAUACUGGUGUUCAGAAAAGCAUACUCGAGAAAGUGGGAAGAACGUCUGUUACUCCUCCUGAUAACAUUGUUAUCCAUCCUCGAUUGCGAAAAUAUCAUAUUGACGCUCGUUUGAGCAAAAUGGCUGAAGGAAAGAGAAUCGAUUGGGCAACUGCGGAAGCGCUUGCUUUAGGAUCUCUCUUGCUUGAGGGUCAUAAUGUGAGAUUAUGUGGACAGGAUGUAGGACGUGGGACAUUCAGUCAAAGGCACGCUAUGCUAGUCUGUCAAGAUACGGAAAGAGUUACCAUCCCGCUCAACUCAUUGGCAAUUGAUCAAGGAAUGCUUGAAGUCACGAAUAGCAAUCUUAGUGAGUUGGCCGUUGUUGGUUUCGAAUAUGGCAUGUCUAUAGAAUCUCCCAACAAUCUCAAUAUCUGGGAAGCUCAGUUUGGAGAUUUUUUUAACGGGGCUCAAGUAAUAAUAGACACUUACAUUUCCAGUGGUGAAGUAAAAUGGCUGAGACAAUCCGGAUUGGUUAUGCUGCUUCCCCACGGAUAUGAUGGUGCUGGACCAGAGCAUUCCAGUUGUCGCAUUGAGCGGUGGUUGCAAUUGUCGAACGAUAGAUUCGAUGUGCUUAAUGAAAAGAUACCCGUUAAUCUUAAUAUGCAUAUCAUCAAUCCCACAACGCCCGCACAAUACUUCCACGCUUUGAGAAGACAACUUAAGCGCAACUAUAGAAAACCAUUGAUUGUUGUGUCUCCAAAAACACUUUUAAGACUGCCUGCUGCUGCAUCUGACCUGAAGGAUAUGACACCAGGAACAAGCUUUCGGCCAGUUCUCGGAGACGCCACCAUUUCUAAUAAACAGAGCAUUGAAAAGAUUGUGUUCGUAUCCGGAAAGUUUUAUUAUGAUCUAUUUAGGGAAAGACAGGCGAAAAAAUUGGAAGAUAGAAUUGCAAUUGUGAGAAUAGAGGAACUUGCUCCCUUCCCAAAGGAAGAUAUUAUUACUGAAAUGAAAACAUACCCCAACGUGAAUGAUUUCAUCUGGUGUCAAGAGGAACCGCUGAAUAAUGGAGCAUAUUCUUUCAUAGCUCCGAGGAUAACACAAAUUUUGCCCUCCGGAUCUAAGCUCAAAUAUGUCGGAAGACCAGUUAGUGCUGCUCCUGCUGUCGGUGUUGCCAAAUGGCAUCACAAAGAGCAUGCAGCAAUAUUGCGAGAUGUGUUUGUUUAA
Molecule: messenger RNA, 5712 nt
Organism: Paraglomus occultum
Lineage: Eukaryota; Fungi; Glomeromycota; Glomeromycetes; Paraglomerales; Paraglomeraceae
Source: the annotation of a GenBank genome assembly